Messenger RNA from Cydia pomonella (codling moth), 2984 nucleotides. RefSeq names its product gustatory and odorant receptor 22-like. Gene Ontology annotation, biological process: sensory perception of taste. The transcript has 10 exons. Gene Ontology annotation, cellular component: membrane. Lineage: Eukaryota; Metazoa; Arthropoda; Insecta; Lepidoptera; Tortricidae. The coding region runs from base 489 to 1775 and encodes 428 amino acids. The record is from RefSeq and is a predicted model, not a curated record.
AUUGUUCAGGAUAGAAUUUGUCUUAUUAGGAGGUAAAAACUGUAUUAGGCAUAGUGUCCUCUUAGCGAUUAAGGAACCCCAUAGCGUAGGCGUAUUUACCGGUGAAGGUUAAUCUCCCAAGAAUUUGUUUGUCCAUGUCCGUCAAAAUAAUCAUUAGCAUGGCAUUGAAAUGCUAAAGGCGAAGUCGUUGGCUUUAAAAUUUAAUUAAAUUUACACUCAUUGUUUACUCGGUCGGUAACGAGGCCUUUUCAUGGCGGACCAUUAAUUCACCAUAGUCAUUGAGACCACGGGCAAGAGGUGACGUAGGAUUUCAGCAUAAGUACAGUCACCUUGAGAGAAAAGUGAUCGCGUCCGCAUAAUAAUCUCCUAGCAAAGUGUCUCGUUGCACUCAUUUUCAGUGUAUAUUUACGAUAGAAAUAAGGAAAAGAGAAUACUUAUAUGUACCUAACUUGCGAGGUCUGAGAAUCUAAGUUUACAGAUCGCAAAAGAUGAUCCCCGAUCACUACUUCGACGAAGGUCUGAACGGCUCACUGUACCCGGACGAUAUGAAGCAACUUAAUACCGUUAAGUUAGUCUAUGAGAAGACGCAGGCCGAUUAUGAGCAAGAACAACGAGACAUGCUCUCUUCACAAGAUGGCGACACUUGCGAGACCCACGAUCAGUUCUAUCGCGACCACAAGCUGCUGCUCGUGCUGUUUCGGGCUCUAGCCGUAAUGCCUAUUACCAGGUCACGCCCAGGUACAAUCACCUUCAGCUGGAAAUCCCGCGCUACCAUGUACGCCAUCUCCUUCUACAUAGUAGCCACUGUGGUGGUCCUCAUGGUGGGCUACGAGCGCGUCAUGAUCCUCCGCUCCAUCAAGAAGUUCGACGAAUACAUCUACGCCGUCCUGUUCGUGGCAUUCCUCGUGCCGCACUUCUGGAUACCCUUCGUGGGGUGGGGCGUGGCGCACCAGGUCGCCAUUUAUAAGACUAGCUGGGGGAAGUUUCAAGUUCGAUACUACCGUGUGACUGGCGAAAACCUGCAAUUCCCAAACCUGCAGACCCAGAUCGUCAUCAUAAGCGUGGGCUGCCUUCUCCUGGCCGUAUGCUUCCUCCUUAGCCUCUGCGCUCUCAUGGACGGCUUCCUCCUCCGCCACACAACAGCCUACUACCACAUCAUCAUCAUGAUCAACAUGAACUGCGCUCUCUGGUUCAUAAACUGCAAAGGCAUCAAGAUAGCCUCGCAAAGCCUUUCGGAAUGUUUUCGCAGGGACGUAAACGUGGAGAUCUCGGCGAAGCUGAUAUCGCGGUACCGCUUCUUGUGGCUGAACCUCUCUGAGCUGCUGCAGUCGCUUGGCAACGCCUACGCGCGUACUUACUCCACAUACUGCUUAUUCAUGUUCUUCAACAUAACGAUCGCGGUGUACGGCGCACUGUCUGAGAUCGUGGACCACGGCUUCGGAUUCAGCUUUAAGGAGAUGGGGCUCUUUGUCGACGCCGCUUAUUGUUCCACUUUACUGUUCAUCUUCGCUGACUGCUCCCACAAGUCCACGCUCAAGGUGGCGGCCGGAGUUCAAGACACCUUGUUGGGUAUUGACGUGUUGGCUAUCGACAGGCCAGCUCAAAAAGAGAUCGACCACUUCAUCCAAGCCAUCGAGAUGAAUCCCGCUGUUGUGAGCCUUAAAGGCUACGCGCACGUCAAUAGAGAGCUACUUACUUCGGCAAUAAGCAUGAUAGCUAUUUAUUUAAUUGUGCUGCUGCAGUUCAAGAUAUCGCUACCAAAAGCUGACUCUUAAGACACCCAAAUCACCUAAUCUACUUGGAACUUUCCUGCAGCGCAAAGUUUAUUCACUUACUGAGACAAACUUAUUCCAUAAUAAUUGCCGUAUGUUGCUAGUCUGUGACAAGUUAGAUGGGAAAUUGCUAUUACUGGAAGUGGUAUUAGUGAAUAUACUGUGUACGCCCACUUUACUCUUAUUUUGUCCUCCCAUUCUCACCAUAUGAAGCAUUAAGUAAAUAUUAAUUAAUGUUCACAGUUAUUAGCUUACGUUAAUGUUCAAAGUUUAGCACAGAAAGUUAUGCUUAGCAUCCUAGCUUUCAUAUAGAAAGUAGUUCAAAAAGCAAUAGACGAAGUUAUAAUUUCGUGAGUUGAAAUGUUAGUAGUUGAAAUGUAAUUGUACAUAGCUACAGUAAAUUUAGUCAAUUAUAAGUUAGACGUAGAUAAUUAAAAUAAUUUUGUCACCGAUAUUUUAAUAAUAGGGUAAUAAGUUUUAGCCGAUUUUUUCCUUCAGAUGUCAAUAAAAUUUGGUACAUACAUAGAGUUCCCUAUUCUGUACAUAAUAAGCGCAAUUUCACCGUGUGUCUGAAACAAUCUUCCACUUAAACAACUUCCAAUUACAUAGGACAUUUUUUCGUCCCCUUUUUGUUUGAUAAAAUCUAGCGAUACCAUUGUAAAUACCUAGUUUAGCAAAUUUCGUACAAUAAAGGAAGUUGAAAACUGCUGUCAUUUUCUAUUCUGUUAACAACCCUAUACAUUCUGGCCGCGAGAAAGUAUAGCGCGUUUAAAAAAUAUUGUACGAAAUGAUACUAACGAAAUACAGUUAUGUAAAAAAAUAUAAUAUGGGAUACAGUAAAGAUCGUGUCAUUCACGAAACGCGUGCCUUGACUCGUAGAGUCAUGUUAUUAAAGGUCAAAACAACAAAUCACAUCAAGGUGUUACAAAUCUUCGCGUCAUCGUGGAUGGCAACGAACUAUAAUCCCAUCGGCAUUAGUGUAAGUUCAUAAACUCUAAAAGUUGUAAAGUUGUAAUUAUUUGACUUUUAAUUUUUUUUUCGUUGUCUCCGAUACCCAAAGGUUGUCUGGAAGAGAUUGCUCUUAAGCGAUAAGACCGCCUGUUGUUACCUCUAUCAAAUUGUCUUUGUAUGUUUCUGCACGUUUAUUGUAAACUAUGUGAGGUGUGCAAUAAAGUGUAUUGUAUUGUAUUGUAAAGUAAAGGAUCUAAAUUA